This is a messenger RNA of Neogale vison (American mink), 1611 nucleotides long. RefSeq names its product solute carrier family 25 member 43 (gene SLC25A43). Gene Ontology annotation, biological process: transmembrane transport. Lineage: Eukaryota; Metazoa; Chordata; Mammalia; Carnivora; Mustelidae. Bases 1 to 1026 code for a protein of 341 amino acids. The record is from RefSeq and is a predicted model, not a curated record. The transcript is spliced from 5 exons.
AUGGCGACGUGGCGGCGGGACGGCCGGCUGACUGGCGGCCAGCGGCUGCUGUGCGCGGGCGUGGCGGGGGCGCUCAGCCUCAGCCUCACCGCGCCGCUCGAGCUCGCCACGGUGCUGGCCCAGGUCGGCGCCGCGCGGGGCCAGGCCCGGGGGCCGUGGGCCGCGGGGCUCCGGGUGUGGCGCGCCGAGGGGCCCCGGGCCCUGUGGAAGGGGAACGCGGUGGCGUGCCUGCGCCUCUUCCCCUGCAGCGCCGUGCAGCUCGCCGCCUACCGCAAGUUUGUCAUACUCUUCACGGAUGACCUGGGCCAUAUUUCCCAGUGGAGCUCCAUCAUGGCUGGGAGUCUUGCAGGCAUGGUUUCCACCAUUGUGACGUACCCUACAGACCUCAUCAAAACCCGGUUGAUUGUGCAGAACUUGCUGGAACCAUCUUACAGAGGGAUCCUCCAUGCUUUUUCUACUGUUUAUCAACAGGAAGGGUUCCUAGCCCUGUAUCGAGGGGUUUCCCUUACUGUUCUAGGUGCUCUGCCCUUCUCUGCUGGCUCCCUUCUAGUUUACAUGAACCUGGAGAAACUCUGGAAUGGACCCCGAGAUCGGUUCUCACCCCUCCAGAACUUCGUCAAUGUCUGCCUGGCCGCUGCCGUAACCCAGACGCUCUCCUUUCCUUUCGACACAGUGAAGAGAAAGAUGCAGGCUCAGAGUCCACACCUUCCCCACCGUGGAGGAGUAGAUGUGCGUUUCUCAGGAGCGGUGGACUGCUUCCGGCAGAUAGUCAAAGCCCAGGGGGUCCUGGCGCUCUGGAAUGGACUGACGGCCAACUUGCUGAAGAUAGUUCCGUAUUUUGGAGUUAUGUUUGGCACCUUUGAGUUCUGCAAGCGGAUCUGUCUUUACCAAAAUGGUUACAUUGUGUCUCCUCUGAGUUAUAAAUUAACCCCUGGGGUGGAUCAGAGUUUGAAGCCCCAGGAAUUGCGGGAAUUUAAAAAGUUCUUCAAAACCGGACAGCUUAAGUCUAAAAAACCAACUCUGUAAAACUGACCGGAACAAGAAGUGCACUGACCGAAGGCGUGUUACAAUCAUAAAAACCUCAUAACUGUGCGUGCGCAGAGUGACCAGAGGAAACUCCCGUCUGCCACUCUUGGAAAUGGGAAGAUUUCACCACAUACCAGCUCCAAGCUCCAAACGCACGUCCUGGUGCCCUGGGAAAGCUUCCCAGCACAACCACUGCAUGGUGGCAAUCCACCAGAUAGCUCCACAAAACACAGCAUUAACAAAACGUGCGAUUUACACUCUGUAAACAGGCAACUUACACAACACCAAAGAAAGGCAAUGGCCAUGAUCUCCAAGUGAAACGUCGUUGAAGCAACUGAGCAAAUAGCACAUCAGGAGCUCAGCCACACAGUCGCAGCUUGCACUGACCCACACUGGCCUCGCGCUGCUCCAUUCCACCCAAGUCUUCCCAGCACACUUGUUCUGAAACUCCUAAUGUUAGCUGACUUCUGAGUGUGCACACUAUAGUGUAAAUUAUGCCUUAUUGGAAACUAAAUUAAAGGGGCACCUGGGUGGUGCAGUCAGUUAAGCGGCAGCCCUCAGCUCAGGUCAUGAUCUCAGGGUCCU